Cercocebus atys (sooty mangabey) is the source of this 4920-nucleotide messenger RNA. It is a transcript of the gene DPH6, whose product is annotated as diphthamine biosynthesis 6. Gene Ontology annotation, biological process: protein histidyl modification to diphthamide. Lineage: Eukaryota; Metazoa; Chordata; Mammalia; Primates; Cercopithecidae. The transcript is spliced from 10 exons. Gene Ontology annotation, molecular function: diphthine-ammonia ligase activity. The record is from RefSeq and is a predicted model, not a curated record. The coding region runs from base 89 to 1018 and encodes 309 amino acids.
CCCGCGGUGCGUCACGGGAGCUGCGGCGGCGACCUCCUGGCUCCCGCCCCCGCACGCGCCCGCCGCACGCACGCGCACUGCGCCCAGCAUGAGGGUCGCGGCUCUGAUCAGUGGUGGGAAGGACAGCUGCUAUAAUAUGAUGCAGUGCAUUGCUGCUGGGCAUCAGAUCGUUGCUUUAGCAAAUCUGAGACCAGCUGAAAACCAAGUGGGGUCUGAUGAACUGGAUAGCUACAUGUAUCAGACAGUGGGACACCAUGCCAUUGACUUGUAUGCAGAAGCAAUGGCUCUUCCCCUCUAUCGCCGAACCAUAAGAGGAAGGAGCUUGGAUACAAGACAAGUAUACACCAAAUGUGAAGGUGAUGAGGUUGAAGAUCUCUAUGAGCUUUUGAAACUUGUUAAGGAAAAAGAAGAAGUAGAGGGGAUAUCAGUAGGUGCUAUACUUUCUGACUAUCAGCGUAUUCGAGUGGAAAAUGUGUGUAAAAGGCUUAAUCUCCAGCCUUUAGCUUACCUUUGGCAGAGAAACCAGGAAGAUUUGCUCAGAGAGAUGAUAUCAUCUAACAUUCAAGCAAUGAUCAUCAAAGUAGCAGCUUUGGGCUUAGAUCCUGAUAAACAUCUUGGGAAAACCCUGGAUCAAAUGGAGCCAUAUCUCAUAGAGCUUUCUAAGAAGUAUGGAAUACAUGUUUGUGGAGAAGGUGGAGAGUAUGAAACUUUCACUUUGGACUGCCCUUUAUUUAAGAAGAAAAUAAUUGUGGAUUCGUCAGAAGUAGUCAUGCAUUCAGCUGAUGCAUUUGCACCUGUGGCCUAUCUACGCUUCUUAGAACUGCACUUGGAGGACAAGGUGAAAAACCAGUGUAUUCAAGAAAACCUCCCACCAGGUACCAGCGGACUAGCAACAUCUGAGCCACGUUUCUCUCAUUCAGUGGAGAAAGCAUGUUACAUGCAGCUGCUUAAGCCUUUUCUUUUCUCCAAGAUGAUGAAGCUGAGGCAUCUAGAAGUUCAUGAGGUCAAAUUUACAUAGCAAGCCAGUGGUGGGAUACACUCAAGCACACCGGCUUUGAUGCCUCUGCUUUAACCUCUUUGCAAUAUGGCUUCUCCAUAGGUCAGCAAAAUACCUAUAUUAUAACUCUGUUAUUGAAGGAUUAUAUAAGAAUAUUUGGUACUUUUCUCAAGGUAUUUAGCUAUGAAAUUUUAAAUGAGAAAUUUAAGUGUAGAAAUUUGUCAUAUGUUAUAAAACUAUUUCCCACAGAAUUCUCAUAGCAAUGGUUCCUCAGUACUGAUGCUUAGCAAAUAUGUAUUGGAUGAAUUCUUCUGCUACAUUUAGUUGUUUUAUUAGUAAUUGUGAAAAUAAUUCCCCUGUACUGUUAAAGCAAUUUGAUGAUAGAAUAACUUUAGAGCAUUAAUCCUUACUUUUAAGUGAAUUCUCCUUGGGCAAACAAUACAUAAAGAUGAAGUGAUCCAGCAUAAAGUGAACAAUAGCCUUUUAUUAAAAUGUCUAAAUGUGGCAGUAACUAAAGAGGUCAGCUGGCAACUGCACUGUUUUGGAAAGCUACUGACUUUGGGAGCAAAGUGAUGUUGACAGAGUCACCUCUACUGUUCAGAUUUUGAAGUCUGAUGACAUCCUGUGUUCACUCUGUAAAUAAAAAUACCUUAAGAAAAAAAAAGGAAACAAAAUGUUUUCCCUCCUUCCCCAAAUGGCACAGUCUCUUGGCUGUAGUCCCAUAAAUAUGUUCAUUGAAACAAAACCAAAAAUGUGUAAAGCCAGACAUAAAACCAAAAUUCUCUAUGAGAAAGCUGACUUGAAGACAUUCACAGAAAAGUGACACAUCUAAAGCCUCUUAUAUCUUAAUAACAUCAUCCUUAAAUAGAUUUUUUAAUGCCAUGUUCAGAAUUUGACCUUGUUUUUAAAAAUCCAAUUUAAUUACUUUAUGUCGCCACUAAUACAAGAUUUGAGAAGAAAAGGAUUAAAAUCCAUCUCGAAGUCAUCCGUGAACAUUGUCUUCAUUAUUUUUUCUUUUAUUCUUUUAUUUCUUGUUUAAAUAACAUAAUAUUUGAAUGAAAAUGUUAAAAAUUCUGUUCAAAGGCGUUGUUAAACUCCUUCUGAAAACAAGAGAAUUUUCCUAUUUUUUUUUUAUUCCUUCAAUCAAGUAGGUACAACCUGAGAUAAACAUGAUGUUCAGAGGCAUAUAAUAGAGUUCAGAGUAUAAGAACAAGCUGAUAAUCAAGUAGUUUCCUACUAAUCCAGGAAAUGUCCCACAAUACAGAACAGUUUGGAAAAUAUGGGAGAAAAAUUAAGAGAUAUAGAGGAGAAUUUGAGGAGGUCACACUUUCAAAUAAAUAGGAAUAAAUAGGUAGUGGUAGAAAAAUAAUUUUUGAAAAUAGAAGAAAAUUGUCCUUAGUUUUAAAAACGUAUAAUUAUUCAGAUUAAAGCUCCCACCCAAAAUUUGGUAGAUGCUCUCAGGGUUCUACUCUCCAACUCCAAAGCAAAACAGAAAUGUAGCGAUACAGAAAAGACAAGGAAAGGAAAUUUUAAAUCAUAUAGGUUUGACAUGACCAAAAAUUAUUAGAAAAUGGUUGUGAAACUGCCUUUGCAGAAUUAUGAUAGUAAAAGAAAUCUGACAUAGUUGACUCCAUUUUGCUUCUGACCUCCAAGCCAUCCUUGGUCAUUCCUAGGCAAAGGCCAAGCUAACCUUGGGAGGAAUUUUCUUUAUAGUUUAAGGCAAGUAUGACAAUAGUCCCUCCCUAAUCUAACCCUCUCCUUGCUUAGAGACCAAAAACCUCCUUUGUAAGAAUGGGAUUAUGGGAAGGGCUUCAAUGUGGCUAAAAUGUAGGCAUAGUGUCUAUAAUCCCUUACUGCUCAAGAUUCAUGUGGCCAGAGGUCACAAGAUUUGUGACUUUUCCAAUUAUUCCUGUAGAUAACAUCACUAUGUAGAAGCUAAGAUUGGUUCUCAAGAUAUUUUUUCAGACUGACCCCACGUCCCCACAUGGACCCAUGACUCAUGACUCAACUGGUCCUGCAGCCCCACUGGAGGUAGACUCAGUGCAUGAGGGCUGUUUUCCACACCCUUGUGAUUUCAUCCCCAACCAAUCAGCAACACCCAUUUCCUGGCCCCCUGCCCACUGAAUUCUCCAUAAAAACCCUAACCCCUGAGUCUUUGGAGAGACAUAUUUGAGUGAUAACUUCAGUUCUCCUGUGUGGGCCGGGUUCCCGUCAGUUAAACUCUUUCUCUACUGCAAUGCCAGAAUCUCAGUGAAUUGAUUUUGUCUGUGAAGUGGUCAGGAUGAACCCAUCAGGAAAUUACAGUGGCAGUACAAAUUGAGAAGUGGGAAGAAGCGUGUCUAUUCAGAGUCACCUCUAGAUGAGUGAAAUAGUAUUAGGAAGACCUUUUUUAGAAAAUCCAUAAAACUGCCUUUUUUCUUACCUUCUUAUUGAAGUAUUCCCACAGAGAAAAGAGCACAAAUCAAGAAUAAAACUUAAUGAAUGUUUACAAAGUGAUCACACCUGUAUAACUAUUACCCAAGUCAAGAAAUAAAACGUUAUCAAAACCACAGAAGUUCUCCCUUCUUUGUGCCCUUCGCAGUCACUAUUGCUCCCCUCUUUCCAGAAAGUAACCACAGUUCUCACAAUUAAUACAUAGAUGAUUAGUUUUGCUUGUUUUUGAACUCUAUAGAUGAAAGUAUUUGGUAUUUACUCCUGUGUAUUCUGUUGCGCCUGGCCUCUUUUGAAACCACCUUUACAAACUUAUGACAGUAGGAGAAAUAUGACAUAGUUGACUCCAUCUUGCUUCAAGCCUUAUAAGCUGGCUGUCUUCACUCUGUCCUUGGCAUAGGCCAAGCUAACCAUGGGAGGAAUUUAGUUUAUAGUUUAACCUUAAAGCAAGGGUGAUGAUAGCGCUCUCCAAAGUUAAAUUGCCUUUGUAAAACUAUUGAAAGACCACAAGAUUAGGAUUACAGAAGGAAACUGAACUCUGCUAAAAUGUAGGCAUAGUUUCUAUAAUCCCUUACUGCUCAGAGGUCAUCAUGGGAUCAGAGGUCACAAGAUUUGUGACUUCCCUAGUUGUUCCUGUAGAUAACAUCACAAUUGAAGAACCUAAGAUUGGCCUUUUGAGGGUUUUUUUCAGACUUUUCCAUUUCUGAUGACCAGCUGACUCCACUCAUACCCGUGGAAUUUAGGGAGACCCUUCAGAGAGGUCAGGGUUCAGAAAACUGACUGAAUAUUUUGAGAGCUUUUAUUUUUUUCUCCCUCCCAAAAUUACAUUGAAAUGACAGAAGAAAUGUAAAAUAAUAAUAAAUCUAUAGCAACUUUAGACAGCAGGGAAGAGUGCCAUUAGCAGUGUGAGUUUUUGGAAGGUAUAAAAGAAAUAGAAUAAGGUGGAUGGCCAAUUACAACAAAGAUGACCCUGCAACUCCACAGAGAAGGAAAAGAUUCUGCAAAACAAAAGGAACCAUGAAAAUAAGCCCAAGGUUAACAACUGCAGGGAACUAGAAGGAAAAGGCUAUGUCUGGAGAGCCAGCUAUUUAAUUAUGGGGUAGUAAAACAAUUGCACAAGCACUCUGCUUGCAAAGCGGUUGGCUUUCUUACAUACAGGAUAAAGCCACAAAUACAAAAAUCUAAAUCUGAUGUGGGAGAUUCCCAAAGGAACCUUUGAUUGGGUAGAGUCUCCUCUGACUUAUGGACCCCAAAAGAGAAGGAAGUAUAUACACUCAAGAGAUAUCCAAGCAUACAAGCCAGCUGACGGUGUGUCCAGAACCCAUGUAAUAUCUACACCCUUGGAGCCAGGUGAACAUUUUCAUUUGAAAUAUGUUCCAGCUAACAACAUCAGAACCAGACAAAGCGGCAUCAACCUUAACAAACAAAAUAAUAUAUCCUUUGGGAAAACAAAAUUAAUUUGGGAGAUAAAUGAAAUUUCAGAAUUACUUAAU